GCAAUGCUUGCUUGCUUACUUUCUGCUUUCGUUGCUUUGCUUCUACGCGCGUCGCCAGUCAAUGGCCUGGUCGGUUAAAUAAUACAAAACACAAUAACAUACGAUACGAACUAUAAGUCGGUAAGCUCGAGUGUUAAGUUUUUAACUAACUGUGACCCAACAAAACUGGGAUGCUUCGGAGAUAUGUGAAAGUGACAUUCGCGUAAAAUCGAAUUCUUUUUUUGUGACAAUAACAAUGUUUCGCGUAGUUUCAAGUGCCGCCACAUAAAUAUUAUAAUGGGAUUUGUGUGCGAGACUGAGGUUCACUAUGUUCGAAGCGGGCUAACCAUGGUUAACUUUAGUUCGUGAUCAACAGUUAGAAUGCAAGACCAGUGCACUGAACUGAAGAGGAAUUUCGAGCGGAGGCCUACGAAAGUGUUAAAGAUAGCUGAGAGUUUUACGAACUUGGACGAAAUCGCGAAGUCAGGUCGUUUCGUCCGUGGCCCGAACUCGCGGGCCGGCAGGAGGUUCCAGGAGAAUGGCGGGCGGAGUAAACGACCGUGUUGUGAUGAAAAUUGUGCGGAGUCAAGUGUUAGUGAUGGUGAGAAAGUAGGUGAUCGCAGAGUGACCGGGUCCUCCUGCACGGCUUUGAGGACCGCAGUCGCCGCGUUGUAUCCCUUCGAUGACUUUAUCCUCGAAAAAAUUGGGACCGGGUUCUUCUCGGAAGUUUUUAAAGUAACCCACAAAACCUCCGGCAAGGUGAUGGUUCUGAAGAUGAACCAGCAGCGCGCCAACCGUCCCAACAUGCUGCGGGAGGUGCAGCUCAUGAACAAACUCAAACAUCCUAAUAUUUUAGGAUUCAUGGGCGUUUGCGUGCACGAGGGUCAACUGCACGCGCUCACGGAGUACAUGGAGGGCGGAUCCCUUGAGCAGUUGAUCCUGAGCAGGCCUCCCGAACCCCUGCCUCAACCCUUGAGGAUAUCCCUGGCAGCCGAUGUUGCUGAGGGCAUGAAGUACCUGCAUUCGUUAGGAGUCUUCCAUAGAGAUCUUACGACUAAGAAUGUAUUAUUAAGAAAACUGCCAGACGGCGAUUAUAUGGCAAUCGUAGCUGACUUCGGUCUCGCAGCGAGAAUACCUCAUCCGGUCAAUGGCUAUAGAUUGCCGAGCGUCGGUUCGCCGUGGUGGAUGUCGCCGGAAUGCCUCCGGGGCCGGUGGUACGACCACCGCUCCGACAUCUUCUCCUACGGCAUCAUAUUGUGCCAACUCAUCGCGAGGGUGGACGCAGAUCCGGACGUUCUCCCUCGCACGGACAACUUCGGCCUUAACUACAUGGCGUUUGUAGAACUGUGCGACGAAGACACCGUGCCAGAGUUCCUGAGGCUCGCAUUCAAUUGCUGCAUCUAUGAAGCCAAAGCGCGGCCGCUAUUCACGGAAAUAGUGAGCAAGCUCGCCGAGGUGAAGGAGGGCCUCGACGACGCCGCGUGGGAGUGCCACACGCCCAACAACUCCUACGACAGCGACUCCGCGGACUCGUCCGGGCCGCGCUCGUGCCCCGGCCUGUCGGCGUGGCGCCGCCCCGGCCGCCUGCGCUCCGAGGGCAGCCCGCACUGCCGCGACUACCGGCUGGCGGCGCACCGCCGCUCGCUGUCCGAGCUGGAGUGGACGUGGCGCGGCGCGGAGCGGGCGCCGCACCGCUCGGCCGGCGCGCUGUCCGCCCCGCCGCCCGCGCCGCCGCGCCUGGCGCGCCUGCUGCGCCUCGCGCACAUCAUGCUGCUGCGCGACGCGCACGCCGCGCCCGCGCCCGCGCGCGCGCUCACCUCCUUCCGCGGCGUGCACAAGAUCCUGGAGCCCGCCGCGCCGCCCGCGCGCAGCGCCUCGGGCGAGCCGCCCGCCUCGCCCGCCGAGCGCGCCGAGCCGCGCGCCGCCUCGCUGCCGCCGUCGCCCACUAGCGCGCGCCGCGCGCCGCGCGACGACCCGCGCGACGAACUGCGACGCCGCGCCUCGUGCGAGAGCGGCAUCUUCAGCGUGGCCACGGAGGAGCCGGCGUCGCUGGGCGCGCUGUGCCCCUGCUCGCUCAUGGGCUGCCACCGCUGCUGGUGGCGGCGCGCCGGGCCGCCGCGCGCGGAGCGGCGCCUGCGCGUCUCGGAGGACGUGGCGUCGCUGGGCUCGGACAGCCUGUACGACGAGCGCGCCGCGCCCGCGCGCUCGGCGCAGAUCGCGCGCAUCGUGGAGUACUUCGAGCGCAAGGGCGAGCAGCGGCGCGCGCAGUACGUGGUGGGCGUGCGCCACCGCGCCGACGACUGCGGCGCGCCCCGCCGCGCGCGCCUGCUGGUGUGCGAGGGCGCCGUGCGCUCCAAGCUGCCGCUGUUCGACAAGAAGUCGUAGCGCCGGCCGCCGCGCGGCGCCGACUGACUCGCGGAGGCGGUUCGCGGACGGGACGUGAGUGGACUCGCGCGAGCUGGACACGACGUUCUAAGUUAAAUGACCACGGUUUAGUUCGGGUGGACGUGAAGCAGACUCGCUUAUGGUUGACUCUACAUAUUUUGUUUUCGGUUGAACUAGAGUACACAAUUUGGCCUAUUCGAUGUAUAACAGAAAUGUAACGCAAAAUUUGGUUAUGUUUGUCAAUGGAGACAUCGGGAUCUGAGAUUUCCCAUCAGGUGUCCCUGUUUACAUAAUAACAUGCAAACCAAUUCUUCAGGACUCUUAUACUGAGCUCCCAGAUGCCCAUGAUGCAAUAUUUAUAGCUAAUGCUGAUGCAUUACUUCUAUAGACUGCUUAAUUUUACUUGGGGAACUUACCCUGAUAUGUCUCCAUAGACCAUAGUCAAAGUAUUAUAAAUCUCAAAUAUUCAUCGCAACGAUGUCGGUGCGACAUAUUCACGUGUUCGGAAUGGACCCUAAACGGAUGUACUUCUUUCAUACUUAAUUUGGUGUUUGUAUUUGUAAAUAAUAGGUUAUAUUCGUUUAAAUAUUUAUAAUUUAUAUACAGUAUUAUAUUACCUAUUACUUGCCAGUUUACGUAAGAUUGUAAAUAUUAUGAUUCGAGUUUAAUAUUUAAGUUCCACUAGAAUCAGUCAUAAUAAUGAAUACAGUGACCUCAACGGAAGUUUUCAACUAAACAAACGUCACAAUUACGUUUGCGUUAAUCUGUCAUAAAAAUAGCAUAGAAAACAGUUUGACAGGUUACCAUUACUCUUUUAACUUGACAACUUAUCCUAAGGUCACUGUACUUUUUUAUUGCAAAUAGUGAAGCAUUUCGAGUACUGAUUUUGUUAUAAGAUAAGUUUUUUUUGUAAUUAUCAUAUUUUCGUCUAGAGAGUUAAUUAUUAGAAAAGAUUAUGUUAUUUACAGUGAGAUGUUAUUACCUCUAAAGUCCGUGUGGCACUGAGCGUUACCAGUCCGAUCUGCCCCGCGGUUGAAUUUUAAUUUACGGUAUGCAGCACACCUAUUCGCACGUGGCCAAAAACGCAGGUUUAAAAACAGUUCAAUCUGACUCUUGAUUCAUUCAUCAUUCAUUAUAGACUCUAAAAAGUAACAAAAAGAUUGUUUAUUUUACAAGGUUAGUGAGAAAAAAUAAACUUGAAUAUCGCCAAUCUUACGGUAAUGCAACACGAGUGAAAGAGAUAACUAUAUGUUGUAGUUACUUGAAAGGUUAAAAUUAUGAGUUUUAAAUGAUGUCUUUGUAAUCCAGUUUUUUUGAUAACUGCUAAUGUCUCAUAUCUUAUAAUACUGCCUUUUUAUUAUUAACAGUUUGCAACCUGCUCAGUUUAUUUAAUUUUUGUACACAGUUGGUUGUUACAUAAUAGUUAGAUACCAUGAUAAAUCAAAACUCAAAGGAACAAUUCCAUUGAUUUAACUUAUAUGUAUUUUUUUAUAUUUUGACAAAAUCCUUGGUGCUUUUGCUAAUAUAGCAUGAGUAAAAGGGACAGAAAUAUUCGUAAAAUUUA
Messenger RNA from Pararge aegeria (speckled wood butterfly), 3928 nucleotides. RefSeq names its product dual specificity testis-specific protein kinase 1 (gene cdi). Gene Ontology annotation, biological process: protein phosphorylation; actin cytoskeleton organization. NCBI's taxonomy places the organism in Eukaryota, Metazoa, Arthropoda, Insecta, Lepidoptera, Nymphalidae. The record is from RefSeq and is a predicted model, not a curated record. The coding region runs from base 361 to 2364 and encodes 667 amino acids. Gene Ontology annotation, cellular component: nucleus; cytoplasm. The transcript has 10 exons. Gene Ontology annotation, molecular function: ATP binding; protein serine/threonine kinase activity.